Messenger RNA from Vigna angularis (adzuki bean), 575 nucleotides. Its product is annotated as probable sucrose-phosphate synthase. Lineage: Eukaryota; Viridiplantae; Streptophyta; Magnoliopsida; Fabales; Fabaceae. The transcript has 3 exons. Bases 74 to 346 code for a protein of 90 amino acids. The record is from RefSeq and is a predicted model, not a curated record.
UGAUUUCGUUAUUUGAUUUUAACAAGAAGGGGCAUAUGUGUGCAGAAUUCAUGGCCUAAUACGAGGUGAGAAUAUGGAGCUAGGACGUGAUUCUGAUACCGGUGGUCAGGUUAAGUAUGUGGUGGAACUAGCGAGGGCAUUGGGGUCUAUGCCAGGAGUUUAUCGGGUUGAUUUGCUAACUAGACAAGUGGCGGCUCCGGAUGUAGACUGGAGUUAUGCGGAGCCAACAGAAAUGUUGACACCAAGAGACGCGGAUGAUUAUGGAGAUGACAUGGGAGAGAGUAGUGGUUCUUAUAUUAUGUCCAAAUCUCUUGGGGAACAGAUUGGCAGCGGGCAUGCUAUCUGACCAGUCGCCAUCCAUGGACAUUAUGCAGAUGCAGGUGACUUUGCUGCUCUUUUAGCUGGCGCCUUAAAUGUUCCUAUGCUUUUUACUGGGCACUCGCUUGGCCGUGAUAAGUUGGAACAACUUCUGAAGCAAGGUCGACUAUCGAGAGAUGAAAUAAAUGCAACUUACUAGAAAUUUAUGGUUUAUUAUGUGUAUUUUUCUGGUUGGUAUAUAUAUAUAUAUAUAUAUA